Messenger RNA from Abrus precatorius (Indian licorice), 1189 nucleotides. RefSeq names its product thylakoid lumenal 17.9 kDa protein, chloroplastic. The coding region runs from base 77 to 739 and encodes 220 amino acids. The record is from RefSeq and is a predicted model, not a curated record. Lineage: Eukaryota; Viridiplantae; Streptophyta; Magnoliopsida; Fabales; Fabaceae. The transcript is spliced from 4 exons.
AAAACUAGAAAAAGAGAAUGAUGGAGCCAAGUUGAUAGAGGGUGGAGAAUGCAGUGGACAGAGGACACCAUAAAUCAUGAGCUUGAUUAGUCUUGUAUCUCCUCUUGCAUCUUGCACAAACACCAUUCCUAAACUGAAAACUCACAUUCCAAUUCCAAACCUUGGAGUUGGACAAAGGGUCCUACCUAAUCUCUUUUCUUUGGCCCUUGCUUUGACCUUAACCUCUCCUUUACCUUCUCAUGCAAUCCCUUCCCUCAAUUCUCAAUCCCCUCCACUCUCCCUAACCACUCCUUUUUCUCAAUCCAAGAGCUUGGAGGUUGGACUAGAAAAUGGAAAAAUUAGACCUUGUCCAUCAAUCAAUCCAGGUUGUAUAUCAACAAAUCCCAAAUCAUCAUCUUUUGCGUUUCCUUGGCGGAUUCCAGCGAAUUCCUCGGAUGAUGCUAUUCAGAAACUACGUGAAGCAAUCCUGAAGACCCAGAAAAAUGUGAAAUUCCAGCUUGUGGAAGAUACUCCAGAUGGUCAAUAUCUACAAGCUGAAAUUGAUGGAGGAUUUGGUAGAGAUGUUCUUGAGUUUCUGGUGAAAGGGGAUGUGGUUGCUUACAGGUGUGUGGCAACCAAAGUAACUUACGUGUACCCUUUCACUACUGCAUUAGGAGAUUCAAAGGGUCAAGAAGCAAGACUCAAGCAAAUUAAUUACCAGUUGGGAUGGUAUGCUCCAAGUUUUGAUUCCAUGGAAUAGUGUUGUUUUGUGACUUUGUUGCCUUAGUCAAUUGAUCGGUGUCUAGCUAAGUGCUUUUGUUGUGAUAUUUUGCCUAAUUUUGUGCAAAUUCGUGGCCUUUGCACCUAAUUAUAAGAAUGCUCUAUAGUCUCAGACUCACCUUGGCAGAAACAUUUCUUUAACAAUUAUUCUAUUGUUUAGCUACUAAGACCAUUUGUGCUAGCUUUGCUGCAUUUCGCUUAUAGCCUAAUCAUAUGGUAAUUACCUCUAAAUCACCAAAUGUACUUGAGAUAAAAAGGUCCCUAGGAGGAAAAUUGAAAAACAUAGUUGUCAUUACAGAUGUUCGUGGACUAGGUAAGGUAAAUCUAAUCAACCCAACCAACUCAACUCAAAUUAACAUUAUUAGACCCAAUCAUUUUUUAGUCAAGUUAUUAGGUUUGUCUUUUUGCAAGUUGAUGAACUCACACAUAU